Molecule: messenger RNA, 984 nt
Organism: Colletotrichum higginsianum IMI 349063
Lineage: Eukaryota; Fungi; Ascomycota; Sordariomycetes; Glomerellales; Glomerellaceae
Product: Pectinesterase
Exons: 2
Coding region: 1-984 (327 amino acids)
Biological process (GO): cell wall modification
Molecular function (GO): pectinesterase activity
Source: RefSeq, a predicted model, not a curated record
AUGAAGCUCUUCGGCCUUCUCUCGUCCCUCACCGUUUUGGCGGGCAGUGUCUGGGCUGCCUCGAGGACCUCGCCGCCCUCUGGCUCUAUUGUUGUUGCUAAGUCUGGCGGUAAAUUUACUUCUCUCCAAGCCGCCAUCAACUCAAUCUCAACCAGCUCCACUGCGACCACGACAAUCUUCAUCCAGCCGGGGACGUACUCCGGACAGGUUUCGAUCCCCAGCCUGAAGGGCAAGCUCGUCAUUUACGCCUACACCACCAACGACCAGGACUACACCAAGAACCAGGUGACGCUGACGAACUCGCUGUCCGCCGCCGCCGCCGGGAGCAACGACCUCUCCGCGACCCUCCGCGUGGCCACCAACUACUUCAGCCUCUACAACGUCAACCUCGUCAACGGCUACGGCAAGGGCUCGCAGGCCCUGGCGGUCUCCGCCAACGGCCAGUACCAGGCCUACUACGGCUGCAGCUUCGUCGGGUACCAGGACACCGUCUACACGAACAAGCCCCACCAGGUGUACAAGAACAGCUACAUCGAGGGCGCCGUCGACUUCAUCUUCGGCAACGACGGCAACGCCUGGUUCGAGAAGUGCACCAUCGCCAUCAACGGCGCCGGGUACAUCACCGCCAGCGGCCGGGACACCGCCGACGCCUACUGGUACGUCAUCAACAAGUCCAAGAUCGCCGCCAAGUCGGGCGCCGGCGUCGCCAAGGAGUCCACCGUCCUCGGCCGCCCGUGGAGGGAGUACGCGCGCACCGUCGUGCAGAACACGGACCUCAGCAACGUCGUGAAGCCGGUCGGCUGGUCCGCGUGGGGCACGAACCCGACCGGCAACGUGUACUACGCCGAGUACGGCAACACUGGCACGGGCGCGAGCGGCACCCGUGUCAGCUGGGCCAAGAAGCUGUCGAGUGCUGUGUCUAUCGACUCCAUUCUGCCCGGGUGGACCUCUUGGGUCGAUACAGCUUACUGGAACUCGUCUUAA